Messenger RNA from Penicillium malachiteum, 555 nucleotides. Its product is annotated as mitochondrial 54S ribosomal protein mL49. Gene Ontology annotation, molecular function: structural constituent of ribosome. Gene Ontology annotation, cellular component: ribosome; mitochondrial large ribosomal subunit. Lineage: Eukaryota; Fungi; Ascomycota; Eurotiomycetes; Eurotiales; Aspergillaceae. The record is from RefSeq and is a predicted model, not a curated record. The transcript has 3 exons. The coding region runs from base 1 to 555 and encodes 184 amino acids. Gene Ontology annotation, biological process: translation.
AUGGCGUUUCUCCGAUCCUCCGCGUCGGUCUUCUCGGCCGUGUGCAGACAGAGCGCCAACUCUCGUCUCUCUCAGUCCGCGGCUUCCGUGCAGACAUCUAACAUGUCUUCUCUAUCUACACGAUCUGCAUCCUACUCUCUUCGCCCAUCAUUCUCAUCCACUCUCUCUAUCCGCUCUACUCGCACCUUCUUGACGCACCUCCGCCGCGAAGCCCAGGCGCUUAAGGAACAGCCUAUUUCCUCCUCAACUCCCAUUCCUCCAACCACGCAAGCCCCAGCCCCCCUUCGCGUCAACAAUCUCCCCUACUUCGUUCGCCGUACAGGCUCCAACCAACUGCCCGUGUACCUAGACAAGAAGGCUGGUGGCACAAAGCAACUCACUAAGAUUCAAAAGACCGAGGGUGACCUUGAGGCAUUCCGCGAGGAUCUGGCACGUUCCUUAGGUGUUGAUUUACGAAGCUCCGAUGUCAGCGUUAACAAGCUUACGGGUCACAUUGUCGUCAAGGGCUGGCGCAAACCUGAAAUUGUGAAGUUCCUGCGUGAGCGAAACUUCUAA